AGUAACCUAACGUCGGAAACGCGAAAAAGGAAAAACAUGCGCCGCUCAGUCUUUUACAUGGGCCGUAGUUUUACCCGGCGACACCUUAACACAUGCCGAAGCCCCUUGGCAACGGGAUAUAUUCGGCCGACUUGCUUUUCAUUCACCACUAAGGGAUUGGCGUCUUCUCCGUUGCUGACAAGUGUGUUGCUUAGUUCAUGCAACUCUUCGGGUUCUUUGCUGCCGUCAUCUGGUAGUAUGGAGGGUAACCUUAGCCAAAUUCUAGCUACUGUUCUUUCACAACGCUCUCUGUCGUCGAUUGGGUUAAAUGUAAUUUGCAUUCGAAAUAUAGCAAUGUGUAUAGCAUGCGAAAGAGUAUUAUGCGGAGUUGUGAGUCAAUCACUGAUCGUUUGUAAUAACGAAAGUUAA
Phytomonas sp. Hart1 is the source of this 408-nucleotide messenger RNA. The record is from the annotation of a GenBank genome assembly. NCBI's taxonomy places the organism in Eukaryota, Euglenozoa, Kinetoplastea, Trypanosomatida, Trypanosomatidae.